GCAGAGUCGUAGCAACUCUGUCCAUUCUCAUUAACUCGGCCACAGUGUUUUGAGUUGCGCCGUGCUAUAUCUGUGUGAUCCGUCCUCACGCCACCGAAAAGACAAUAAGGUAAGAUGAACGUGUUCCAUUACCGCCAUGCUCCCCCACCGCUUCAAAUGUGUUCUACAGUUGGGUGUGCCGACACAUGCAAGAGACCACCGCAGCUUAUCAUUCCAAAGAUACCGCUAAGAAUUAUGGGAAUACCCCGACUACCCGAACGACCACCAUUGCCGGCGCCGGCAAUCACAAAACAUCUUCAAGUUGGCGAAGUCGACAAAACCUUCGAGGAACAUCUGUUCGAGCUGAUACGUCGACGGGUCAUGUACACACGUGGCAAAAUAAGCAGCCACUACAAAUGUGAAGGAUGCGAGAAAAGUUUCACCAAUUUGUCGACAUUGACUCGGCAUCGACGAAUCCAUACCGGCGAGCGGCCAUACCAAUGCGACGUUUGUGAGAAGGCCUUCACCCGGUUAGAUUAUCUUCAAGCCCAUCGCCGCAUCCACAGCAAGGAGAAGCCAUACAGAUGCAAUAUUUGCGAAAAGACUUUUACCAAUCCUUCGAAUUUGCAACGCCAUUCCAGAACUCAUACAGGUGAGCGGCCGUACAAGUGCGACGCCUGCGACAAGACGUUCACUCAACCAGCACACUUACGAUCACACCGAAGAAUACAUAACGGCGAGAAGCCUUACACUUGCAAAAUGUGUGAGAAGACCUUCACGUUUCCGUCUAACUUGCAACGGCACUGGAAAAUCCACACAGGGGAACGUCCUUACCAAUGCGAUGUUUGCGGGAAAAAGUUUAUUCAACUGGCCCACCUGCAGUCGCACACGCGAAUUCAUACCGGAGAGAAACCACUGCAGUGCGACCUCUGCGGUAAACGAUUUGCCCACUACGGCUCGCUAAAAUACCACAAAACGAAACACGGCAGUGCAUGUACAACGCGGCCCAUUCAAAAUACGGCGUUUGACAAAGAAAUUGACGACGAACAUGAAGCAGAUGAGCACAGAAUGGAAGACGAUAUCGACGUGGAGGAAGAUUAGACGUUACGUGUAGAUAUUAAAACCGCGCCCCUGUGCUGUCAAAUCCAUACAUCUGAACUAAAUAGAGAUGACGGUCCACGCGAUGUGCAGUUAUUCUGCUUUCAAUCCCACCCAAUUCAAUAUAAACAUCAAUUAUAUACAA
Molecule: messenger RNA, 1222 nt
Organism: Saccoglossus kowalevskii
Lineage: Eukaryota; Metazoa; Hemichordata; Enteropneusta; Harrimaniidae
Biological process (GO): regulation of transcription by RNA polymerase II
Cellular component (GO): transcription regulator complex; chromatin; PcG protein complex
Molecular function (GO): DNA-binding transcription factor activity, RNA polymerase II-specific; RNA polymerase II cis-regulatory region sequence-specific DNA binding
Source: RefSeq, a predicted model, not a curated record